Messenger RNA from Symbiodinium sp. CCMP2456, 372 nucleotides. Lineage: Eukaryota; Dinophyceae; Suessiales; Symbiodiniaceae. The record is from the annotation of a GenBank genome assembly.
AUGGUAAACAGUGGCCGCACGACAUACGGGCCGGAUGCAUCAAACCCUCAGGGGAACGUGUAUGCUUACCACGAAGUCUCGCAAAAUGCAGCUGGAAGUCCAGGCUUUGCCGGUGAUCCGUACUCCACUGCGAUAGAUGUUCAGGGCCAGGGGUACAUACCCGCCACUCAACAGGGCCAGCCGGUCGAGGGCAGCCAGUGCCAGGCGAUCGCGAACAUGUUUUGCACGAAGUUGAACAUCCUCUUGGUCUUCGUGCCUCUGGGGAUUGUCAGCCACUACCAAGAGUGGGGCCCACUCUCGGUUUUCACCUUCAACUUCAUGGCUAUAGUUCCGCUGGCUGGCAUCUUGGGCGGAGCGACCGAGAAACUUGCU